Molecule: messenger RNA, 1497 nt
Organism: Metarhizium acridum CQMa 102
Lineage: Eukaryota; Fungi; Ascomycota; Sordariomycetes; Hypocreales; Clavicipitaceae
Biological process (GO): proteolysis
Molecular function (GO): aspartic-type endopeptidase activity
Source: RefSeq, a predicted model, not a curated record
AUGCUUCAAGCUCUUCUGCUGCUAGCGGCGCUACCGUUGGCUACAUCUUCAUCCGCGCAUGGUAAUCAGCGUCGUGUCAUUCAGCAGCCCGGCCUUAUCCGUUUCCCGAUCACGGUAUCCGAAGCCCCGGCAGGCACGUUUCGUCGCCUUCGCCGGCAAAACAACGUCGAUCUCACGAGCCGGAGCACGGGUUUCUUCUAUACGAUUGACCUUGUCAUUGGAACACCUGGGCAGACGGUUCCCGUAAACUUUGAUACUGGAUCGUGGGAACUAUGGGUCAAUCCGAGUUGUUCAAACACCUCCGAGACAGCAAUCUGCGCGAGCCUCCCCCGAUUCACAGGGUCAACAACACUGGUGGACACGAACCGAACCGGCCAAAUCGCGUAUGGUGCCGGCUAUGCCAAGUUCAAGUACAUGUAUGACUACAUCUCUGUUGGAGGGGCAAAGAUCAACCAGCAAAUCUUUGGCGUGGCAUACGACACGUCGGUCGUUGCAUAUGCUAUCUUGGGCGCUGGCCCUUGGGUGUUGGGCUGGCAGUCUCCUUACCCCCAUGUGCUCGACUCGCUAGUAAGCCAAAAUCAUAUACAGAGCCGCGCCUUCAGCCUUGAUUUGCGGCCUAUCGAGAGCCCCCUCGGGGCGGUCAUCUUUGGCGGCAUCGAUACCAAGAAGUACAUAGGGGCUCUCGAAAAGCGACCCAUUGCCACGGGGCCUGAUGGCAGUGUCCGGUACUGGAUCUACGUUGAUGGACUCUCGGUGACUAGAGAGGACGGGUCUCAGAUCCCGGUAUUCGACCAAAUCAACGGCUUGCUCGCGCUGCUUGACAGCGGCACAACGCUGACACAACUGCCGCGAUCUAUGGUUACGGAGAUUCUGAAGGCGUUUCCCUCUGCCCGGCAGGACCCAAAUGAUGCCAACCAGUAUAUUGUGGACUGCUCGGCGGCCAGUCUCACGGGCACGGUCAAUUUCAAGUUCGGAAACACCGUAAUCAAAGUUCGAUAUGACGACUUUCUGUGGAAACAGCCUCAACACGGGAUAUGUGUGCUGGGAGUGUCGCCAAAUGACUCAUUCUUCGUGCUGGGUGAUACGUUUCUUAGGUCCGCGUAUGCCGUCUACGACAUGGAUAACAGAAAUGUCUACCUCGCUAGUGCUGCUGAUUGCGGGACUCAUCUCGUCCCGAUUGGCAAGGGAACGGAUGCCGACGUCAACCACGGCGUCGCAGGUUCAGUCGACUACAACACGAGACGUCAGGAUUACUUCAUCCUCGAGUUUCUCGUCGCCUACAUCUUUGGCCGCGUCCUCUACAACGGCUGCUACGUCCUUGGCCAGGUCCUUAAUCACAUCAUCAACCACGUCCUCGACCACGUCCUCAACUACACAGCCGACCACAUCAUCAGUUGCAUCAUCAACCACGUCGUCAACUCCGACAUCUGCCACGGAGCUGACUACGGAUGCAACCACACCGUCCACUACGUCGCGGACCCAGUCAACCACAAUUGA